AUGCAGGCUCUCUCACCAGUGAAGAGAGCACUCCCGUCCCAUAUUAUCACCCGAUACUUUUCUGUAUCAUCCUCAAUCAUGGGAGAAGGUGAUACCGGUGCGCCGAAGCCGCGGGGUUUCCUCGCUGAGAAAGACACGUUCACUCAACGCGGGGCAGCCCAGGAGGGGAUGUAUAUCAAAGAGCAGGAGAUGGAGAAAAUGAGGCUCCUUCGCGAGAAGCUGCGAGAGUCACAGAAGCACAUGGAGGAGCUCGACAAACAUCUGGAGGAAUAUGCCAAGACUCAGGGCGGCGAACAGGGCUGA
Molecule: messenger RNA, 303 nt
Organism: Penicillium atrosanguineum
Lineage: Eukaryota; Fungi; Ascomycota; Eurotiomycetes; Eurotiales; Aspergillaceae
Product: transcription factor domain-containing protein
Exons: 4
Coding region: 1-303 (100 amino acids)
Biological process (GO): negative regulation of ATP-dependent activity
Cellular component (GO): mitochondrion
Molecular function (GO): ATPase inhibitor activity
Source: RefSeq, a predicted model, not a curated record